Messenger RNA from Carassius carassius (crucian carp), 1357 nucleotides. RefSeq names its product gap junction epsilon-1 protein-like. Gene Ontology annotation, cellular component: connexin complex. The transcript is spliced from 4 exons. The coding region runs from base 362 to 985 and encodes 207 amino acids. The record is from RefSeq and is a predicted model, not a curated record. Lineage: Eukaryota; Metazoa; Chordata; Actinopteri; Cypriniformes; Cyprinidae. Gene Ontology annotation, biological process: cell communication.
CAACACUCUUAUUUCGGUAAAUAGCAUCUCUGUGGCCAUGAUGUAUUCUUUGCUACGAAUCAUUGAUGACUUGCUUGUCUGUUUGCACUUUGGUUUAUGAGUCGAAAAAGCUUGCCGUCAGAAAGGCGCCCCCAACAUGCGGCUUUUCCAGCAGGUCUGUCUUUCCCUCGGGACGCAGUGACAUGAGAGCAGGACCUCGGUUCUGAUUAACAAGGGGGAUGAACAGCUCUCCGCCUGGAUUACGGUUGCGAAAGGUCAUUUGGAGGUUCGGAAUUGCCAUUUGCCUCUGCCCGAGGCUUAGAAGACUGGCAAUGAUGGUGACAAGCUACCAUAGAAUGGUGCAGAGUUGUGAAGCCAAAUUAUGUCAUUAAACUACAUCAAAAACUUUUAUGAAGGAUGUCUCAGGCCUCCGACAGUGAUAGGCCAGUUUCACACACUGUUUUUUGGCUCAGUGCGUACAUUUUUCCUUGGAGUCCUUGGAUUCACCGUCUAUGGCAAUGAGGCCCUCCACUUCAGCUGUGAUCCGGACAAAAGGGAAAUAAACCUUUACUGUUACAACCAGUUCAGGCCUAUAACACCUCAGGUAUUCUGGGCGUUGCAGCUAGUCACUGUCUUGGUACCUGGAGCUGUGUUUCAUCUUUAUGCUGCCUGUAAAAAUAUAGACCAGGAAGAGAUCCUUGAGCGGCUAGUGUCCACAGUUUUCUACAUCAUCUCUGUCCUGUUGAGAAUAAUUCUGGAAGCCUUAGCAUUUUGGCUUCAGAGCCACCUUUUUGGGUUCCUGGUUGAUCCUAUUUAUAUGUGCGAUGUCAGUGCCCUUGCAAAGAUCUUCAACAUCUCGAAGUGUAUGGUCCCUGGACACUUUGAGAAGACUAUCUUCCUCAGUGCGAUGUACACCUUCACCAUCAUCACCAUCCUCCUUUGUAUCGCUGAGAUUUUUGAAAUUCUGUUCCGAAGACUCGGUUAUUUAAACCAGCCAGUGACUUGAGAAUUUAGAAAGUGUUUUGAGUGAUGCUUUAGAUGGGUCUCUGAAUGACAGACAGGACAUAAACCCACAUACCUCUGCAUGUUCUGGUGGUAGACACAGAAAUACAUGCUUUUUUUAAAACAAGACAACUUAUCAUUCCUUUUCUGGAAUAAUCAAAACAAAACUAAGCUAAUUAAUGGCAAGGGACUCAUUAAUCUUUUUAGAUUUUUAGAUUUUUUUUAAGCUUACAAAACACCUCUCUAGCAGGAGACACUCUUUUUUUUACUUGUGUAAUCUAAUCCAAACCCCAUAUAAAUAUUUGGUAGGUAAUUAUUAUCUUUGCAAUAAUAUUUUCAGAUUUCAAUAUUGAAGUACUACACAAAUUGCAAGUAC